AUGAGCCGCCUGCCACUCCAAGGCGCCCGCUUUCCCUGGCCUCCACGCUCGCUGUGCGCGCUUCUGGCGCUGCUGCUAGUGGCGCAGCAAGGGCCAUUGGCAAGCGCUGGACCAGUAGCUGCAGUAGUGAGAGAGCUGCGUUGCAUCUGUUUAACUGUGACUCAAUCAUCUUUUCACUCCAGUUUGAUCAGUACACUGCAGUUGAUCUUUCCAGGGCCACAUUGCUCCAGAUUGGAAAUUCUAGCCACGCUGAAAGGCCGUACCGAGCCAGUGUGCCUGGACCCACAAACCCCUUGGAUCAAAGGAUUCAUUUACAGCAAAUUGAACAACAAUAACCAGAAAAGCAUGAAGAAUAAGAACCGGACAUUGAGAAGAUUGUCCUCUUCUGAACCCGUUUCUGUCAGAUCCCAGUGA
Suncus etruscus (white-toothed pygmy shrew) is the source of this 414-nucleotide messenger RNA. RefSeq names its product C-X-C motif chemokine 6-like. Bases 1 to 414 code for a protein of 137 amino acids. Gene Ontology annotation, cellular component: extracellular region. Gene Ontology annotation, biological process: inflammatory response; neutrophil chemotaxis; cellular response to lipopolysaccharide. The record is from RefSeq and is a predicted model, not a curated record. Lineage: Eukaryota; Metazoa; Chordata; Mammalia; Eulipotyphla; Soricidae. The transcript has 4 exons. Gene Ontology annotation, molecular function: chemokine activity; CXCR chemokine receptor binding.